Gambusia affinis (western mosquitofish) is the source of this 3347-nucleotide messenger RNA. It is a transcript of the gene mtfr1l, whose product is annotated as mitochondrial fission regulator 1-like. The transcript is spliced from 8 exons. Gene Ontology annotation, cellular component: mitochondrion. Lineage: Eukaryota; Metazoa; Chordata; Actinopteri; Cyprinodontiformes; Poeciliidae. The record is from RefSeq and is a predicted model, not a curated record. Gene Ontology annotation, biological process: mitochondrial fission; aerobic respiration. The coding region runs from base 225 to 1178 and encodes 317 amino acids.
ACAUUACAGGACAGAGAGACGCAGGCUUCCGGCCUAACAAACGUCAACAGAGGAGAAGCGGUUAUUCUCAGAGGCAGUUGUGCGUUAGCCUCUCACGAUUCAGCUCUUAUAUCCCGAAUUGGCACUCGCAGCAACAUGACAUCUCUUUAUUGAGCUGCUGCUUCUUCAGACAACACUUGCACCAAGAUUUGGUUUGGAACGAAUGAGGCUGACACACCGUCGCCAUGGAAACAGAGACAGAAAUGAUUCCCAUCUGGCAGAAUAAGCCCCACGGAGCCGCCCGCAGCGUCGUCAGAAGGAUAGGCUCCACUCUUCCUCUAAAGCCUCCACAGAGGGCAUGUUUUCAGGAGCUGCCCGGUCUGCCCUCGCUCCGUCCGCUCGACGGCCCGUCGGUUCCGACCCUGGCUGACAUCGCCUGGAUCGUCGCAGACGAGGAGGAGACGUACGCCAGAGUCAGAAGCGACUCGCGGCCCCUGAAACACGAGUGGCGGCCCACGCCGCUCCUCGUCCUGCACAGGAACUCGUCCGUGCCGAACUUCCGGCGGGAGGGGAAGCGGAUGGAGGGUCUGAGGAAGCCGGGCGUGACGGCGCUGAACCGAACCACGGCGCUGCAGGACGAGCUGAGCCGCCUCAGAGCGCAGAUCGCCAAGAUCGUUGCCAGCGACUCGGACUCCAACCCGCUGACCCCUGAACUUCUCUCCCCCGACGACACCAGCAUGGCGUUCUCCAUGGCGCCGUUCGAGGCCGCCUCCUUCCAGCCGGCGGCCGCCGCUCCCGCUUCCUUCGUCAUCAGCGACGUCACCGAGGAAGAGGAGGAGGAGGACGAAGAGCCAGUGGAGGAAGAUGAGAAGGACACGGUCUCCGUCGUGUCGGAGCUGCUGCCCGACCCGCUGCCGCCGGUUUCCAUGACGGCGUCGGCGACCUUCGACCUGGACCGGCCCAGCAUGGAGUUCAGGGAGGCGGAGGAAGACACGGUGUCGCUGUCCAAGUCGACGAGCUUCGCCGACGUCAUGGACAUCCUGAAGGACAUGAACAAGAUGAAGAUGAGCAAAGACAGGUACAGCCGCGGUUGCACGUCGCUCAGAGAGGAAGACUCCGCCACGCUGAUUUCUGAAGCUCUGAGGAAAAAGUUUGUCCUGAAGGAAGAGGAUUCUGCUGCUGCUGUGAAACGGAAGUAGCCACUUCCUGCUGCGCCACGUAAGUCAGUGGAUCAGCGUUGGCCCACAUUCUUUUCCAUUUCCGGUUCUUUCCCCGGAUGAUCCAGCUCCUCUGUGGUUCUCAGCCUACUUUCUGAGUCCUUGGCCUACUUUGUCCCUUGUCACCUCCGCCGUGGAGGUGAGGAAGAAUGGAUCCAUCUGCCAAUUUUAGAUGCAGGCAGAUAUCUUUGGAGGGCUCUGUUAAUGGGCCCUGGUGUCAAAAUGAGGCUCUGGUGAACGGAUAAGUACCGGCUUUCAAAGCAACACGGUAGAAAACUUAAGAAAACAGAUUAAAACAUUAUUAAAGCGAACUGUAACAAAAUCCGCAGAGUUCUUUGACUUUACUCAAAUAAAGGUUAGGAAGGAAAUCCUUAUUGACGCAAAGCAAUAUGGUUGGUACUUAAGUUGCAAAUAAAAAAAAUAAAAGACGAAAAGAAUGAAAUGUGCAAGACCGAGAUGUUCCUGCGCAGCUCGGCUGAAUGAAGCGCUUCUAAUGUGUAACUUAAGGACUUUGUCGAGAGUUUAUAUUUCUAAACAUAAUCGCAAACUGUGAAUUUUUCAUCCCACAUCGGACUCCGGUCGACCGUUUCUGUUUUCCGUUCUUGUAUAGCUCCGCCAUCUUUAAUGCUGUAUCGCUGACUCCACUUAAGGAUGACCAACGGCUCCCUCUGCUGGGUGGCGGACAAACUACAGCAUUGAAAUGAUGUCUAAGGCGACGUUACAGUUUACUGAAUAUAACUAAAACUACUAAUUGACUAUUAAUCACUAGCCAUAAAAUAAGGGUUAAGGUGCAACGGUGUAUAUUAGGGCCGUUUUAGAUAGAAAAAAAUGCAGUAAAUUUCCUAAAAUAAACAAGAAAAUUGUCUGUUUGAAAAGUCGAAAAUUUGCAAGACAAAAAUCAGAAAUUUUAAGAUUGAUCUCAGAAAUUAUCUAUUAUCUAGAAAAAAAGGGAAAUUCUUGAGUUUGAAAACUAAAAAAUUUGUGAGAAACUCAGAAAGUUGGUGAUCAUUCUCAGAAAUUCUGUAGAAAAAAAAUGGAAAUUUUUGAGUUUUGAAACUUGCAAAAAAAAUAUCUCAGAAGCUUUAACAUUAUUUUAAUUUAAAAAAAAUUUAUAGCUUGAAAAGUCAAAAAAAUGGUUUGUCUAUAAAAUUAUUGAUAUAUAUAUAUAUAUAUAUAUAUAUAUAUAUAUAUAUAUAUAUAUAUAUAUAUAUAUAUAUAUAUAUAAAAAAACCCUAACCCAAGGAAACUUACAAGGAAAUUUGUGGACAUUUACUCUCUCUUUUCAUAUCUACAAUCUCCCUAAUAGUCCAAUAAAGACCCUUUACUCCACCAAAGUAACCAUGGUUACAUUAGUGUAGUUUUUGCUAGCGCUAGCAUCAUUGUUAGCUGCUCAAACAGCUUCUUUGUCUAGCCUGAGGGCCAUCUUCUUCAGCGUAUCGUAGCAACAAUUUGAAAACACGGUGGAUGCAAAAGGUCCAGGGGGGGAAAAACAAGAGCCUCUCGGCCGCCCACUCUUCCCCGAGUGUUACCCACGCGGCCCGCGGCCCACCCCCACGUCAUUAAGACACAAAUCUCCUCUGACUCACAAUGGCGACAGCUCCACAAGGACUGCAUCCGAUCAAUUCAAAUCACUCCGCUGUUUCUAUUUUCGAUCAUCUGCGUCUCAUUAAGUGGGGUUGUCAUUUAAAGAUGAGUGCUGAGUAAAUCCUGUCCAUGAGUGGAACUGUAAAUAUUCUCUGAUGUUAAUUAGCAGCGCUAAUUGGACUGCGGCUGUCGGCUUUUAAUGGAUGACAACUUUUAUUUAGAUCUGAUUGUGAAAUUCAAAAGAUGUGACAUCUGUGUUUUAAUUGCUAAAGAUCUCUGAUUUUAAAUAGCAAAUUUUUAAGUUUUUAUAGUGCCUCGUAUAGUAGUAAGAAAUAUAAACAUACUCUUGUACUUUUUAAAUUUAAACAAAGAAGCAAUUCACAUUUAUUUUUUAGUUGUGACAUAUCCAAAAGAUGUUGGAAUGAUCUUGAAUGCCACUUUUUCCAUGUGACUAAAAAAAGACUCAAGACAUUAUUUGCUAUCAAAGUAACUUCAAAAUGUAAAUUUAUGCUUAAUUUUCUUAUCAUAAAUGCAGAAUGUCUUUGACAAAUAAAAGUUUAUAAAAUA